AAACACUUUCAAAAUAUGUCACAAUUGUCACAUCUAAACCUUUUUCUAGACUUUUUUAACAAUAUUAGAUUGAUUUGUGCAUCUAUUUAGAAUAAAUCUGUCACGAAUUGCGAUAACCAGUAGAAUAUAAUUAAAAUGUAAUAGAAGUAUUAAUAACAACUUGGUAGCGAUGUCGUCGUCGAGUGAAAACCCGGCGACGUCGUGCAACGAAAACCCAAAUGUUGAAGAAGGCAGUGAUAAUACGAAUGGUAAUAAUUCUAUCGUAACAUCACAGGAGGAAAUUAAGUUAGAAAUAGAAUUGGAGAUUUUAAACUCUUCCAAAGAAGAUAUAACUGCUGCUGAUAAAGAAGUCUCAGAUGAAGGAACCAUCAAUGAUAAAAUUUCAAAUGAAAAUGCAACUAAUACUUCAGUAGAAGAAGCUCAAAAUGCCAUUACAGUCAAUGUACCUUGUAAUUCAGAUUCAGAACGAAAUAAGGAUCAAGCAAGCCAAGAAAAUGUGGUUAUUGAAAGAACAGAUCCGAUUCCUGGUUGCUCUGGCACCUGCACUGGUGAUCCUGUAAUACCACCACUAUUCCACAAUAACAAUGUUCAGCUGUUCACUGAGGACACAGGUCCUCAAAUGUACCAUCUUAAAGGUAAUUUAGUCACAGCACCAAUAAUCACAAAGAAUUUGCCUAAAGUCUUUGAAUAUUUGCCCAUUCAUGGCAAGCCACAGGAAAGUAAAAGCUUGAAGGAAUACUAUUCAAAUAAAAUUAAAGAGUUUGUUGGCUGUGGCUUGAGCGAUUAUGAGUUUAAACAAUUGGAAGAUUAUUGCAGUCCAGAGCACUUAAAAACUGGAAAAGAAAUUAUUAUGGGAACAAACGUGCCGCUCAUGGGGGUAAUGGGCAUGAUACCCAAAGACAAUCACUUGAUUGAGCGUGAUGAGCAGCCAGACCUCUGCAUCGUGAAGAAGAACAAGAUGCGGAAUGACAAGGACACCAAGGGACUGUUUGUUAAGAAGCUCAAAUACAGGAGUGUGAGGAACUUGCCAUUUACACAGGAGGUAUAUCACCUGAAGCCCGGCACUCCUACUGAAGAAAGUCCUGAUGUAGACUUGGAGCCAGGCAAAGAUAUACUGUAUCGAGUGAGGGUGUACAGGCCUUAUACCUACAACUUGGCUAGGGAUAGAUUUACCCGUACCCGUCACUCGGUGUUCUGCUCCGACAUCAUUCUGACGGGCAGACACAAGCUGUCAGACCUGCGGGACCGCUUCGUGUGCCACAAUGACUUCGACAUGCGAGUCGACGUGUCCAACAACCCUGAUAUGCUGCCUAACACUAAGGCUAAGGAAGUGUUCCCGUCAGGUUUCCUGUUCAUAAACAACGCGUUCUACGUGGACAGUCGCGAGGGCUGCAUCGACUAUAGCGCUCCUAUCCGCGAGUGGGCGCUGCGCAAGAAGAUCGGCGCCUUCCCCAAGUACGACAUGUGCGAUGUCCGGCUCGACGAACUCGUGCUCAAGCUGGGCUAUCCUGAGGUGUACGUCCACCAAGGUAACUGUGAACAUGUUUUCCUAUUCUCCGAGAUCCGUCUACUUUCUCCAAGCGACCCGCCACGAUUGUACAACUACCCGUGUUCGUCUGCCAUUGCGCAGAACCAAACCGUUUACUGCACCACUUGCGCAGAAUUCCCAGCUAAGUGGAUAGUAGUCGGGUGCGCUAGAGUACCUUUUGAUCCCGCAUUCUUCUGCGAAACUUGCUUCAGACAGUACUUAUACAAAGACGGACAGAAAAUUGGGGAGUUCAAAGCGUAUUCGUAUAGAGGGAACGCGUUGAAUGUGUUGAAGCCUCAAUGACGGGGCGCUCUGGUUGCGGAGUAUGGUUAUAAUGAGCCUCUGUGAUAGUGAAUAGACUGACAGUCUCAGUAAUCAUAAAACAAGUGAGUUGACCACAUAACCUCCUCAUAAUCUGGUUUUAUGCAAACUUUAAAGUGAUGCAUUGUCUGUCUUCUGGUAUUAUCUUGUAAAACAGUAUCGGUCUAGGAGAGUUUUAGCUCAAAAGCAAAGCUUGAUUUUGUAGAACAAAGUUCAUGUGCAAUGACUCAAUGGCUAUAGCCGGGUGUGAGUCAAUAUGAAAAUUGAAAUCUUUAACUAUGGGAAACUUUUCUAAAUAGGUGAAUCUUUCGCAUCCAAAACCUUGUUAAUACUUGUCCCUUAUUCAACUAUCCAGUCGAAUUGAAAAAAAAAAACUUAAGAAUACGGUAUGAGGCCCAGUAGUCCAUUUUUUAAAUAAUAUUAUUUAUUAAUUAAUUAAUUUAUUUAUUUGGAUUUCCAACAAGAAAUACACAUUACAGACAGGUUUUAGGAACAGAUAUUUACUUUUCUUGUGUCCUUAAUUAUAGGAAAUCACAGCAUGCAUUAAAUUAUAAUUAUAAUCACAUAUCCAAUCGUUAUAUAUGUAAGAUUCAUAUGAUAUAUUAUUAUUUAUAUAAGAUAAAAAUGUAUGAAAGUGUAAAUAUAAUAUUAAAUGGAAACAAGGGUACAUACUGUCCUGUGCCGCAGCAUACUACGGGUGCAUGAAAUUAAUUUAGAAAAAGGCUAGGCCGAACCUUCUUAGAAGGAAUCGAUCUUUAAAAAAGGCUGAGGGAAGAGACUAAGUAGCUGUUAACUGUUUGUUAUAAAAGUUAGCUAGGUUGUGCUACUUUUUUUCUUUGCCCUAUGUACGGGUCUGGCUUUAUACCCAAACAUGAUUGAAAAUUAAAGGUUAUAAUGAUAAAAUGAUAUGUAUUGUCUCUCUAGUAAUGUAAUAUCGGAUUUGAAUAAUGAGGUCCUUAGGACCUUUGCCAAUGUUGGCUAUUUAUAAGUUAAGUUUAAUUUAUAAUUUUCCUGUGAUGAAUAUCCGAUUUUGUAUCGAUAAAAGUAAAAUCGAGCUUUUUUAUAAAUGAAAAAAUAAAAUAAAUCUUCAAA
Helicoverpa zea (corn earworm) is the source of this 2941-nucleotide messenger RNA. It is a transcript of the gene Pbp49, whose product is annotated as snRNA-activating protein complex subunit 3. The coding region runs from base 170 to 1831 and encodes 553 amino acids. The record is from RefSeq and is a predicted model, not a curated record. The transcript is spliced from 7 exons. Gene Ontology annotation, cellular component: snRNA-activating protein complex. Gene Ontology annotation, biological process: snRNA transcription by RNA polymerase II; snRNA transcription by RNA polymerase III. Gene Ontology annotation, molecular function: RNA polymerase II cis-regulatory region sequence-specific DNA binding; RNA polymerase III type 3 promoter sequence-specific DNA binding; core promoter sequence-specific DNA binding. Lineage: Eukaryota; Metazoa; Arthropoda; Insecta; Lepidoptera; Noctuidae.